Messenger RNA from Linum tenue, 313 nucleotides. The record is from the annotation of a GenBank genome assembly. Lineage: Eukaryota; Viridiplantae; Streptophyta; Magnoliopsida; Malpighiales; Linaceae.
CGCCACAUAAUUCCCUACGUUAACAUCACAUCAUCGUCACACAAACAUUCACAUCAUCCUCCACACCAUGGCGGCGGCGGCAGGCAACGGCGUGAACAACAAGAACUUCCACCUCAAAGUGGUGGCGAUCGUAACCACCGCCACCGGCCCCAACGGCGCCCCCGUCACUCGCGAGGCCGAGCGCAUGUUCACCCUUCCGUUCGAGCCGAUGCUGAACGAGGACAGCGCGAUGCCGCACGUGCGGAAGAUGGUGGAGUCCUUCCUCCCCAUGAAGAUCCCCGACCCGGAGGACAAAGUCGCCAUCGUGGACAAG